Molecule: messenger RNA, 2074 nt
Organism: Stylophora pistillata
Lineage: Eukaryota; Metazoa; Cnidaria; Anthozoa; Scleractinia; Pocilloporidae
Product: FGGY carbohydrate kinase domain-containing protein
Biological process (GO): pentose metabolic process; carbohydrate phosphorylation
Cellular component (GO): cytoplasm
Molecular function (GO): D-ribulokinase activity
Source: RefSeq, a predicted model, not a curated record
CUGUUGACAUGGCCGGGAAGUUGUCAUGUAUGGGGUGCCCAUAACUACAGCUGUAUACGUAACAAAAAAUGGCAGAAUCCUAUUAUAUAGGUGUUGAUGUUGGAACAGCUAGCGUUCGUGCUGCUCUGAUAACCCACGAUGGAAGAAUCGUUUCAUCCGCGACGCAGCCAUUGCAAAUCUGGCAACCUCUCACUGAUUACUAUGAGCAAUCAUCCGAAGAUGUAUGGAGAAAUGUCUGCUUAGUUGUUAAGGAGGUUGGUGCCAGUCUCACUGAUAAGGGAAAGGUUAAAGGGAUAGGUUUUGAUGCAACAUGUUCCCUGGUGACUUUAGACUCAUCAGGAGGUCCUGUCACAUGCAGUCCUUCCAAAGAACCUCACAGAAAUAUUAUAAUGUGGCUGGAUCACCGUGCCAUGGAACAGGCUGAAAGAGUCAACAGUACAAAACACAAAGUGUUAACAUAUGUUGGUGGAGCUACUUCACCAGAAAUGGAGAUUCCAAAAAUGCUGUGGCUAAAAGAAAAUUUGCAAAUGGACUGUUGGGAUAAAUGUGCACUUUGUUUAGAACUACCUGAGUUUCUCACUUAUAGAGCAACUGGUGAUAAAACAAGGCUCAGUGAGUGGAUGGAUUGACUCCUUUCUGGAAGCAGUUGGACUUGAGGAUCUUGUGAACACUAACUAUUCCAAAUUGGGGGUUAAAGUUGGUAGUCCUGGGGAGCCUGUUGGUAAAGGUUUGACAAAAAGUGCUGCAGCAGAACUAGGAUUAUGGGAAGGAAUGCCAGUGGGUACUUCGCUCAUUGAUGCACAUGCUGGAGGAUUUGGUGUCAUUGGAGCUGAUUUAGGUCCACUUCUUACUGAGGAUAAACCAUUGACUUCACGUCUGGCUGUUAUUUGUGGAACAUCAUCAUGUCACAUGGCUAUUAAUCAAAACCCAGUGUUUGUGCCAGGGGUCUGGGGCCCAUACUUCUCUGCUAUGGUACCAGGUCUGUGGUUAAAUGAGGGAGGCCAAAGUGUUACUGGGAAACUGAUUGAUCAUCUUAUAGAGACACAUGUGGCUUGCAAGGAGCUGAAAGAAAAAGCUGAAAAGAGGAAUUGUUCCCUGUACGAGGAACUAAACAAUCACGUGGCCACCUUGGCUGAGAAGCGACAGCUUGACAACCUGGCAUUAUUAUCACGCGACUUUCACGUGCUUCCAGAUUUCCAUGGAAACCGAUCGCCUAUAGGAGAUCCCAAAAUGACAGGAAUGAUUUGUGGUUUAACUCUCACCGCUGAUCUUGAUAACCUGGCGGUUCUGUAUCUCGCUGUACUUCAAGCCCUUGCACAUGGAACUCGCCAUAUUGUGGAAUGUUUAAACGAAGCAGGACAUUCGAUUGACUCACUGUUCCUCUGUGGUGGACUCUCCAAAAAUGAAUUAUUCAUCCAAAUACAUGCUGAUGUGACAGGUUUUCCUUGUAUUUUGCCGCGCGAGAGUGAAUCAGUGCUCGUUGGCUCGGCAAUUCUUGGAGCAUGCGCGUCAGGGGAUUUUCCUUCAAUCCAGGAAGCUAUGAAAAGCAUGAAUGCUGCAAAAAAAGUUGUGAAGCCACAAAAAAGUGUCAAAGGGUUUUACGACAAAAAGCACCAAGUUUUUUUACUGAUGUUGACGAUCGAAAUGAACUUUAGAGAAUUAAUGAAAGAUUUAUGUUUUCAUAGUGCACUUGUACAAGACUUUUUCACAUUCAAGAAAGGAUGAACCGCCUCGAAGGCUGAUUUUGUGAAUGAGAUUCUGUACCGGACCACUUACAAUAUUGAAACAAUACAAUAUUCAUUUGUCAUUAAGUUCGAGAGCAAGGGUUAAGUCCUUAACUCAAAAUGCUCAUUAACAAUUUGUUAUCAAAUGAAUUUAUCAUGAAUAUCAAAGACGUUGAAAUUGGUAAUUGAGAUGGGUCGUGCACCGCAAAACACCCUCAGCAAAAAUCUUUUUAAUGCAUUAAAAAUGUGUUUAGUAGUCCAUUUUGUAAUAGUGUUAAAGCCACACCUCUUUCUUGGGCUGAUAAAGUUCCCUCUGAAUAUUGAAACAAUAAAAUUUUGUUAAUGAGUUA